This is a messenger RNA of Rattus rattus (black rat), 1138 nucleotides long. It is a transcript of the gene Nkx2-4, whose product is annotated as NK2 homeobox 4. Gene Ontology annotation, cellular component: nucleus. Gene Ontology annotation, molecular function: DNA-binding transcription factor activity, RNA polymerase II-specific; RNA polymerase II cis-regulatory region sequence-specific DNA binding. Gene Ontology annotation, biological process: regulation of transcription by RNA polymerase II; cell differentiation. Lineage: Eukaryota; Metazoa; Chordata; Mammalia; Rodentia; Muridae. The record is from RefSeq and is a predicted model, not a curated record.
AUGUCGUUGAGCCCCAAGCACACGACGCCCUUCUCUGUGUCCGACAUCCUGAGCCCCAUCGAGGAGACCUACAAGAAGUUCGGCGGCGUCAUGGACGGUGCGCCGCCUGGCCUGGGGGCGCCCCUGGGGGCCGCCGCUACCGCGGCGGCGGCAGCGGCAGCGGCGGCGGCAGCGGCGGCGGCCGCCACCUACCACAUGCCUCCCGGCGUCUCGCAGUUCCCGCACAGCGCCAUGGGCAGCUACUGCAACGGCGGCCUGGGCAACAUGGGUGAGCUGCCCGCCUACACGGACGGCAUGCGGGGCGGCGCGGCGGCCGCGGCCACCGGCUGGUACGGCGCCAACACGGACCCGCGCUACUCGUCAAUCUCCAGGUUCAUGGGGCCGUCGGCGGGUGUGAACGUGGCCGGCAUGGGUUCGCUGACCGGCAUCGCGGACGCCGCCAAGUCUCUGGCACCGCUGCACGCGGCCGCGCCGCGAAGGAAGCGCCGAGUGCUCUUCUCGCAAGCUCAGGUCUACGAGCUGGAGCGGCGCUUCAAGCAGCAGAAGUACCUGUCGGCGCCCGAGCGCGAGCACCUGGCCAGCAUGAUCCAUCUGACGCCCACGCAGGUCAAGAUCUGGUUCCAGAACCAUCGCUACAAGAUGAAGAGACAGGCCAAGGACAAGGCGGCACAGCAGCUGCAACAGGAGGGCGGCCUGGGUCCUCCACCGCCUCCGCCGCCGCCGUCGCCGCGCCGCGUGGCCGUUCCGGUGCUGGUGAAGGACGGCAAGCCGUGCCAGAACGGCGCGGGCACCCCGACGCCUGGCCAGGGCGGCCAGCAGCCGCAGGCCCCGACGCCCGCGUCAGAGCUCGAGGAGCUUUCGCCCAGCCCGCCCGCUCUGCACGGUCCGGGGGGCGGCUUAGCGGCCCUGGACACGGCCACCGGGGACUAUGGCGGAGGCGUGCUCGGCGCCAACCUGCUCUAUGGCAGAACGUGGUGAUGAGCCCCCGGGGGUCUGCCUGCGACUCGCAGGAUCCGCCAAGAAACUGCAAGAACGGAUGGGGAAAUGUACAGAAGCUGGCCCUUUAGUGCAUGGAGAUAAGAACGAAUGAGUCGCGAAGAGGGUCAGUCUGCUCUGAACCUCUUUACUGGGGGUGGGA